AUGAAGAAGGUUCUUUUACUGUUUGAUAUUGAUGGAACGCUGACUCCGCCAAGGCGUUCUCAACCAGAUGAGGUCCGGGAGGCUAUUCGGCGUGCAAGGAAUGCAGGAUUCACAAUGGGAAUCGUUGGUGGAUCCGAUUUUGCCAAGCAGCGUGAGCAACUUGGGGAUGAUGUUCUACAACAGUUUGAUUACGUGUUUGCCGAAAAUGGCUUGUUGGCCUAUAAAAAUGGGAAGGAAAUUCAUCGACAAAGCCUCCUCCAUGAACUUGGAAAUGAACGCAUUGUGAAAUUUGUUCGAAAAACCAUGCGCCUUCUUUCGGAUCUCGAUAUUCCCGUUCAGCGAGGUACAUUUAUUGAAUAUAGGAAUGGAAUGAUUAACGUCUCCCCGAUAGGCCGCAACUGCUCUCAGACAGAAAGGGAUGAUUUUGAACGGUAUGACAAGGAACAUCACGUACGUGAGAAGCUUAUCCAAGAACUUCAAAAGGCCUUUCCGGAGUACGGGCUAAAGUAUUCUAUUGGGGGUCAAAUCAGUUUUGAUGUUUUUCCAAAUGGAUGGGAUAAAAGGUAUUGUCUGCGCUUUCUGGAGAAGGACUUUGAUGAAAUUCACUUCUUUGGUGACAAGACUGAUGAGGGUGGUAAUGAUUAUGAAAUUUACAUGGACCAGCGGACCAUUGGACACUCUGUAAAGUCAUACAAAGACACCAUCGAAGAAGUUGACAAAUUGAUUUCUUCUAAAUAA
This is a messenger RNA of Trypanosoma conorhini, 738 nucleotides long. Its product is annotated as putative phosphomannomutase. The transcript has a single exon. Lineage: Eukaryota; Euglenozoa; Kinetoplastea; Trypanosomatida; Trypanosomatidae. Gene Ontology annotation, cellular component: cytosol. The coding region runs from base 1 to 738 and encodes 245 amino acids. Gene Ontology annotation, molecular function: phosphomannomutase activity. Gene Ontology annotation, biological process: mannose metabolic process; protein N-linked glycosylation; GDP-mannose biosynthetic process. The record is from RefSeq and is a predicted model, not a curated record.